AUGUCUCCCCACACAUCUCCAAGAGGAACCACAAGCUCGGACCCUGAAUCCUCUGAAACGGGUCUAGAAUCCAUGUUGAGAGAUCUCAUGACCUCUUCUCCAUUUACUACGGCUACUUCUUCAUCGGUUCCCGGUCAAGGUUUAGAUUCCCCGGCUUCCCAGACUGCAGAUCUGGAGAGUCUUCCCAAUACCGAUACUGAGAAUUCGUCUGGAGCAUCUUCGGAUUUUGAGGAUGGAGAUAUGGAUGGAGAUAUAGAGGAAGAAAGUGACUGGAAAUUCGAAGUCACCCCCGAGAUGACUCGCCGAUUAUCCAUCGUUCCCAGUCCAGAAAUCACAAGAAGAUUAAGUCUCGUACCCAUGUCUAUGCCUUCACAUCUUCUCCAAGCAUCUCAAUCUCUCUCUCAAGCUCUGGAAAUGCAGGAACAAGACGAAGAAGCCGUCGACGAAGAAGACGAGAAAAUUACUCUCCCCACCCUCCCAAACGAACUCAAGUUGGAGAUCUUUUCCCAUCUAGACCCCAUCGAUGCCACAUGUCUCGCUCUCACUUCCCGCCAUACAUAUCUCAUUUAUCGCGCUAUUCACGGCACCGCGCUUCCUCUUAAUACCCGCCGCGUCGGACCCAAUAACCUCGAAUACGCAUUCACAAAAUCCACCGAGAAUAUGUGUACGCACUGCGGCAAAGGUCGCUGCGAACUCUGGAUGCACAUUCGAGAGUUCAUGGAGACGGGCCCCUUGCAGAGAGAAUAUUGUGGGAUGAAGGGAAAUUUUGGGGGCAAGGGCAGAGAGGGUGUAGAUGGUUGUUGGAGGGGUAAACCAAGUAAACCGCGUAGAUGCGGAAAGCACCCUGAGCGCACGACGACCGUGAGGGUGGAGGAUGGGGGUGAGAAUCUGGAGAGGAUUAUUAGGGAGGCGAGGGCUGCGGUGGGGGUUUAG
Messenger RNA from Botrytis byssoidea, 933 nucleotides. RefSeq lists its product as uncharacterized. The record is from RefSeq and is a predicted model, not a curated record. Bases 1 to 933 code for a protein of 310 amino acids. NCBI's taxonomy places the organism in Eukaryota, Fungi, Ascomycota, Leotiomycetes, Helotiales, Sclerotiniaceae. Gene Ontology annotation, molecular function: protein binding. The transcript has a single exon.